CUGACCAUGCGGCCCAUCCUCUUCCCCCAUCUGCUUUUUUUUUUUUUUUUGCAGCAGAACAUCUUCUCCCAGGCAGGAUGUUGCUCCUGUAAAGUACCAGUAACCACCCAUGUCCCCUGGCGAGGUGCUGGGCGCGGGAGGGGGUGAUGGGCACCUGCCUGCGAGCAGCGGGCAAGGGCGCACCCUCCCUGGGACAUUCCCAGCCUCGGCACGGCUCUCGAAGGCUCCUCUGCACGUGUCUUUAAUGACCAAACGAUGCCUCAAACCCUCCUGAGAAGAGCCUGAUGCUGGCUCUCAUCCGCCCACAUCUUGCCCGGGGUCCCCUCCCCGUCCCACCACGGUCGGAGCUGCCGCUGCUGAGAGGCACUUGCUUUCCCUGCCAAGGCUCUCGCUUCGGGGUGGCUGAAGCUCGGAGGAUUUGCAUGCUUUGGCUUAACCCUCCCGAGCACGGCGAAGCAGCGGCGGGACCCCGGCUGGAGUCGUGGCAGGGAUGCACCCGACUUUUCCUGCCAAGCCGGACGCGCUUUUCUCUUAGCGUGGAAAAACCAACAACCAGCUGGAAAACGCUCCUGGCCACACCCCAGCGUCGGAGCAACAGGCUUGAAUUCGCUCCCCCCCCCACCUCCCCGGGGCUCCAGACACGCCGGCAGCAGGGCGGACGCUGCUCCGCAAGCGUUAAUGCCCACGUCGUCCGUCCGCUCGGGGCGGCUUAUCUCGGCCCGGCGCACAGGUUAGCGGGGCGGCGUUAGCAUGGCCAGGAGCUGGUGGGCGAAGGCGCAGGCGGGGGGGAUGCUGCUGGCCCUCCUCGGCUGGGUCUCCUCCUGCGUCACCACCUUCGUGCCGCUCUGGAAGAGCCUGAACCUGGACCUGAACGAGCUGGAGGUCUGGACCAUGGGACUCUGGCAGGUCUGCAUCGCCCGGGAGGAGGGAGCGGUCGAGUGCCAAGCCCACGGCUCCUUCCUGGCGCUGCCCCCCGACCUGCGCAUCUCCCGCCUCCUGAUGUGCCUCUCCAACGGGCUGGGGCUGCUGGGCUGCCUCCUCGCCGCCCCGGGGCUGGAGGGCUGGACAGCCUGCCAGGACAGACCCGGGCUAAAGCGGCGGCUCCUGCUUGCCGGGGGAGCGGCGUUCGGCGCGGCGGGGAUAGCCACGCUGGCGCCGGUCUCCUGGGUCGCCUACAACACCGUCCUCGACUUCUGGGAUGACACCGUCCCCGACAUCGUGCCCCGGUGGGAAUUCGGGGAGGCCACCUUCCUGGGGUGGUUUGCCGGAGCCUUCCUCACCACCGGCGGGCUGCUCCUCGCUUGCAGCACCCGCUCCACCGGCACCGCAACGCUGGCAGCCCCCACCUGCUGCCAGCCCCCUGCCGCACAGGGUCCGGCCAGGGGCCACCACCCGAACCCCAAAAACGCGGACCUGGUCAUCUAAGGACUCGGAGCAGGCGCCACGCCCUGCGCGCCUCCCGGCUCUUCCCAUUGCCGAGAUGGCUCCUGCACGACCGACGGGAUGAUUCGCUACUUCUCAUGGCAGCCCUCCAGAUUAUUUUUUCCCUUUCUUUUUCCUUUCCUCCGCGUGUCUGCUUUGCUUUUUCUUUUUUAAGGAGCAACAGCUUUCCCCGCAGCACUCGCCGAGCGAGCGUGGGAAGGCGGCGAGGCAGAGCAGCGGGCAGCACUUUGUAGUCCCGGGAGCAUUUGCGGCAGAGUUACUUGUUGCCGCCACCGCAGCAUCCUCUGCGAAAUCCCCCGUAGCCAAAUCUGUCGCGGUUAACAGCUACGCCCCGGCGUAGCAGCUCGUUCCUUGCGUGUCCGCGUCCCUCUGAUGUACCCGCAAUAAAUUAUUGCCAUCGGCGGCAAGCGCGUUUCUGUGCUCUGAACAUACAGCGGCGUCUUGCCGGAGGCGCAGCAUGGGUUGGGGGCGAAGGGUGGGAGAUGCGAGGGGCAAGGCUGCUGCUCCAGCCGUGCUUCGGUCUGUCCGUAAAAGAUUGGGGGCGGAAAAAACAGAAAAAGAAAAAAAAAAAAAGAGAGAGAAAGGUGGAAAAGAAGGGAGAGAGGGGAAAAGCAGAGGCGAGGCGGUACCACAGACCGCUCCUGCUGCAGAGGCAGGACGCCAGCGGCAGCGUCCCCGGCGGUAGCCUCAUCUUCUCACGCCUACAGCAAUAAAGCCGCGAAUGUGCCGCAGACCUUCGUGUAGCAAGUUCCUCAACCGCAUCGUUUACCUGCGCACGAGAGGCAAGAGCGGUGUUUUGGGGGUCUCCUUAACCGUUUCUUCCACGUUUCCCCAAUUCGGCUGCGAAAAGAAAACCCGCUCGCGCGCCUCCGUGUGACCAGCAGCACGGGACGUC
Molecule: messenger RNA, 2338 nt
Organism: Grus americana (Whooping crane)
Lineage: Eukaryota; Metazoa; Chordata; Aves; Gruiformes; Gruidae
Gene: CLDN25
Product: claudin 25
Exons: 1
Coding region: 751-1425 (224 amino acids)
Biological process (GO): cell adhesion; bicellular tight junction assembly
Cellular component (GO): bicellular tight junction; plasma membrane
Molecular function (GO): structural molecule activity
Source: RefSeq, a predicted model, not a curated record